Gossypium arboreum is the source of this 2718-nucleotide messenger RNA. RefSeq names its product serine/threonine-protein kinase-like protein CCR4. Gene Ontology annotation, molecular function: ATP binding; protein serine/threonine kinase activity. Gene Ontology annotation, biological process: protein phosphorylation. The transcript has a single exon. The record is from RefSeq and is a predicted model, not a curated record. Bases 282 to 2588 code for a protein of 768 amino acids. NCBI's taxonomy places the organism in Eukaryota, Viridiplantae, Streptophyta, Magnoliopsida, Malvales, Malvaceae.
GUGGAGCCAAUUUGGUUGGAGUUGUUGUGGUUGGAGGGUGUCUGUGGGCGUCAAAUGUUGACCAGACCACAGUGCUUGCUGCUUCUGAAAAAUCCUUGAAAUAAAGUAUUACAUUUUCACAGGACUGGGUCUCAGUUGCACACUUGAAACUCCAUCAAACUCUGUAAACCGCGUGUAAUUUCCCUCAUGCUCCAUUACUCCAACAAUGUUGGCAUUCUUUAAUUGCCAAAUAUAUAAUCUUUCUCCCUCUCACCAUCAAAUUAGGUGUCGAAACAAGUUCAAUGGGUUGUUUCUUCUGCAAAUCCCACCCCUUUUCUCUCUUGAUUUCUUCCUUUCUUUGUUUUUUUUCUUUCAGUUCUUCCUUCUCCACAGUCUCUAUAUCUGAAACUUCUAACCUCACAUUAGUGUGUGCUUUAGUGCCUUCUCCUGAACUCAACCGAUCCUCACUAAAUUGUUCUAGCCUUCCAAGUCCUGGGAUUCAAACCCCUUUCCAUCCUAAUGAUUCCUUCACUGGGAUUGUCUCUGGGGAUGGGUUUUUAUGCGGUUUCAGACCUUCGUUUUCCUCAUCAAAUGUUUCGGUCAUGCAUUGUUGGAGAUUCUUCAACAAUGGCACUACUAUGGAGUUCAAAAGGAUUUACAGGGGUCCAGCUCUCAACCAACUCGAAGCUGGAAACUCUCACAUUUGUGGUCUUAAUGCGACCAACGCUCUUGACUGUUGGCAAUGGCCCGAAUUCAACCCAACCGGGGAUCAAAACUUCUCUGAAAUCGCUGUUGGCGAAGGAUUUGUGUGUGGAUUAUCGGAAGAUGGAAAAAUUAGCUGCCGUGGAAACGGUGCUGGUGUCACUGGCGAAGAGCCUAAAGGGAAUUAUCAGGUGAUUGCUGCGGGCUUUAGGCAUGCUUGUGCCAUCAGUAGAGGUAAUGAUUUACAGUGUUGGGGGAAUACGGUGGUCGACGAUACGCCACGGGGAAAAUUCAACGCACUGGCUUUGGGACUGAACCGGAGCUGUGCAUUAAGGACUAAUAGAACUGUGGUCUGUUGGGGCCAAAAUAACUUCAGUCUGCCACAGGAACUGGAAAGGCGUAGCUUUAUUGCAAUCAAAGCAAAGAGAAAUGUUUUUUGUGGAGUUUCAACAUUGGAUUUUUCCUUGUUUUGUUGGGGUGACGCAAGGUUUAACUCCACCUCUAUGGUUUUCUCUCAAGUUUUACCGGGGCCAUGUAGGAAUACAUGUCCAUGUGGUUCAGUGUCCGGAUCAGGCUCAUUUUGCAGCAAUGGUGGAUCUAUAUGCGAAGCUUGUGUGUCAAUUGCGCCGUCCCUGCCAUCAGCUCCCUCGCCGCAACCUCAAAACAGAUCCACAAGCAGUGAUUGGAAUGGCAGAAUGAUAGCUUUCCUAGUUGUUGGUUGUGUAGGAUCCUUCUCUUUGUUACUAGUCGUCGGUUUCUUUGUCUUCAGAUAUUGCAAAGGUAGAGGUUGCCGUGUUCAUGAUUCAGGUCGCCUGGAGGAAACCGUGUCCCCAAGUCCGACUAACCGCGAUUCCAAUCAGCCCCAAGCCUCGUUAGCACACGCAGUUCUGGAGAAGCGUCCGAGCCAAUUGACAAGCUUGGCAAAUACAGGUGGUUUGGAGGAAUUUUCUUUAGAAGUCCUGAUUCAAGCCACCAACAAUUUCUCUGAGGAUCAUAAAAUCGGGACCGGUAGCUUCGGUUCUGUCUACCGGGCCACGAUGGACGAUGGGCGUGAAGUGGCCAUCAAACGUGCUGAAACGAUGACGAGCACUUCAUCGUAUGCUGUUGGUACCGUGCGUCCAGAAGAUAAAGGCAAUGCUUUCGUUAAUGAGCUGCAGUAUUUGUCUCGCCUUCACCACAAAAACCUUGUCCGACUACUGGGAUUUUGUGAAACAUCGGAUGAGCGUGUAUUGGUAUACGAGUACAUGAGAAAUGGCACACUCCAUGACCAUCUCCACAAGCUCCAGUCUUCACCCUUCAUGUCAUGGGCUACACGGCUUAGGAUCGCAUUAGAUGCCGCCAGAGGGAUCGAAUACUUGCACGAAUACGCGGUACCACCCAUCAUACACCGUGACAUAAAAACCUCCAACAUUCUUCUCGAUGCAACUUGGACAGCAAAGGUAUCUGAUUUCGGAUUAUCAUUGAUUGGUCCGGAGGGUGAGGAGUCUCACCUCUCGCUGCAAGCAGCCGGCACAGUCGGAUACGUGGACCCUGAGUACUACAGGUUUCAACAGCUGACCAAUAAGAGUGAUGUUUACAGUUUCGGUAUAGUAUUGCUGGAAUUAUUAACAGGACUCAAGGCAAUCCACCACAAUGAAAAUGGGGCACCAAGGAAUGUGGUUGAUUUUACGGUUCCAUAUAUCGGGCGUAAUGAAAUUCAUAGAAUAUUGGACAGCCGAGUCCCAGCACCAACCCCUUUCGAAAUAGAGGGAGUGGCAAGUGUAGGAUGGGUAGCAGCUGCUUGUGUCAGAGCAGAAGGUCGACACAGACCUUCAAUGUUGGAGAUUGUAAAGAGCUUGGAGAAGGCUUUGACUGACCGUUUGCUUCCCCCAACUUUCUCUCGAUCCAGUACAGAAUCCUCAACAUAACUGACCUCACAUUUUGUAUAGCGAAGUACAGAAUCCCUCUAAUUCAUUCCACUAUAUUCGUUCUUUCACAUUUUUCUUGUUUGUUGAUUCAUUUUUGUUCAAUAUUGAAUUAAAUUUUAAUUGAAAAUAU